GUAGGUUAGUGGUGCGACGUUCAGCGGCAAGCCAGGCGGAAAGUAGGUCAGGUAUAGGGGUUGCUGGUGCCGGCCGUCGUUUGCUUGGGCUACGCCGGCGAGUCGCUGCGAGAGGAGGCCACGGACGAGACCCCCCCCCCCUUCUCCUUCUAAGCACGCACAGAGGCACCUUGAAAGUGUUGACAAGCAAGACUGGAGGAAAUGAAAGGACAGUUAAGGUAACUGGGUUGCUUUGCCGUCGGCAACGGUAGAACAGCACAUCUUUGCAAAGUGAUUCUAGGAUUAAAGAGAUCAAGUUUACAGGCAAUCCAAUGGCUGACCAAAGGAUGGACAUUUCCUCUACGAUCAGUGAUUUUAUGUCACCUGGUCCCACUGAUUUGAUCUCUAGUUCUCUUAACUCUUCAGGAAUGGAUUGUAACAGGAAAAGAAAAGGAAGUUCUACUGAUUACCAGCUCGAUGGGUUUUCUUUUGACGAAGGCAUGGAUACAGAUAAGGAUGAUCAACAUGGAAGAUUGGAAUAUACAGACCAACAGGGCAGAAUAAAAAAUGCAAGAGAGGCUCACAGUCAGAUUGAAAAACGGCGACGUGAUAAGAUGAACAGCUUUAUUGAUGAAUUGGCUUCUUUAGUGCCAACAUGCAACGCUAUGUCCAGAAAACUAGAUAAACUUACUGUUCUGAGAAUGGCGGUUCAGCACAUGAAGACUUUACGAGGUGCUACAAAUCCAUACACUGAGGCAAACUACAAACCUACUUUUCUCUCAGAUGAUGAAUUAAAGCAUCUAAUUCUUAGGGCAGCAGAUGGCUUUCUCUUCGUUGUGGGUUGUGACAGAGGGAAGAUACUCUUUGUUUCAGAAUCGGUCUUUAAAAUCCUCAAUUAUAGUCAGAAUGAUCUGAUUGGCCAAAGCCUGUUUGAUUAUCUGCAUCCUAAAGAUAUUGCCAAAGUUAAGGAACAACUCUCUUCUUCAGAUACUGCCCCACGGGAAAGGCUCAUAGAUGCAAAAACUGGACUUCCAGUCAAAACAGAUAUUACCCCUGGGCCAUCACGACUCUGUUCUGGAGCAAGACGAUCAUUCUUUUGUAGGAUGAAAUGCAACAGACCCUCAGUGAAAGUAGAAGACAAAGACUUUCCUUCCACCUGUUCUAAAAAGAAAGCAGAUCGCAAAAGCUUUUGUACUAUUCACAGCACAGGAUAUUUAAAAAGCUGGCCACCAACAAAAAUGGGACUAGAUGAAGACAACGAGCCUGAUAAUGAAGGCUGUAACUUAAGUUGUCUUGUUGCAAUUGGACGUUUGCAUCCUCACGUAGUUCCUCAACCAUUAAAUGGAGAAAUCAGGGUUAAACCAACAGAAUAUGUUUCUCGACAUGCAAUUGAUGGCAAAUUUGUAUUUGUAGAUCAGAGGGCAACUGCAAUUUUGGCAUAUUUACCACAGGAGCUUCUAGGCACAUCAUGUUAUGAAUAUUUUCAUCAAGAUGAUAUAGGACAUCUUGCAGAAUGUCAUCGACAAGUUUUACAGUCAAGAGAGAAAAUCAGUACUAACUGUUACAAGUUUAAAGUCAAAGAUGGAUCUUUUAUUACACUGAGGAGUUGUUGGUUCAGUUUCAUGAACCCUUGGACCAAAGAAGUAGAAUAUAUUGUCUCAACAAACACAGUGGUUUCUGCUAAUAUGCUUGAUGGUGGAGAUACGUCUUUUCCACAGCUAGCAGCUUCACCUCACAGCAUGGAUAGUGUACUCCAAGCAGGAGAAGGUGGUCCAAAAAGGGCCCUUCCCACAGUUCCCGGUAUUCCAGGUGGAACGAGAGCCGGUGCUGGUAAAAUUGGAAGGAUGAUUGCUGAAGAAAUAAUGGAGAUCCAUAGGAUACGAGGGUCUUCCCCUUCAAGUUGUGGCUCUAGCCCAUUGAACAUGACCAGCACACCUCCCCCUGAUACUUCAUCACCAGGAGUCAAAAAGAUUUUGAAUGGUGGAACACAAGACAUUCCUCCUGCCAGUAUAUUGCCUGGCCAGAUACAAGACAAUCCAGUAUAUCCAUAUUCUGACAACAACUCCAUUCUUGGGGAAAACUCACAUAUAGGAAUUGAUAUGAUAGACAAUGACCAAGGAUCCAGCAGCCCCAGCAAUGAUGAGGCAGCCAUGGCAGUUAUCAUGAGCCUUUUGGAAGCAGACGCAGGGCUUGGGGGCCCAGUUGAUUUUAGUGACUUACCAUGGCCCUUAUAGAUGCUGCUCAUGAGCUUUGACAACAGAAUAUAUCAAAGUGCAUUAUUGGUGGAGUUCUCCGAUCUGUGAAGCUUGCUGAAUUGCUUUGGUGUUUUAAUUUGAUAAGCCAUAUCAGAGAACAGUCAUACUUCUCCCGUGUGUACUUUCUGACCAAGUGGAGAUGAAUUUGCAAUGGUGUUCCUAUCAUUUUUGUUAGCUGUGUAUAGCUUGCAUUAAUUGUAUAUUUUGGGUAUUGUUUUUGUGUUGACUUUUUUUUUAAAAAAAAUCACUGUGCAAAUUAAGCACUAGCAUCACUGGUAGCUUUUAUAUGCAAAUGUCAUUUCAGCUAUAUGGUGUUUUUACACUACAGAGAAAGUCCCUAUGUGGAUAAGGAAUAUUUCUUAUACUAAUAUAUCAAAGCUGUUUCUUGUAAGAUCCUUUACUAUAAAUAUUGUUGAAGUGUAAUGUAUUAGACAGUUAAAUAUUUUUAAAAUAAAAUGUUUUCUUUGUUCUAAAUUGGAGUUACUUUGUAAAGUAGGUUUCUAGAUAAUUUAUUAUAUUAAAAAUAGCAAACUUCAGCUGUUUUAUGCAACUUGGUUGACUUAAUAAGCCAAAUCCAGGAUGAAUAUAGUUUGACUAUUUGCAAUAUAACCUAUACAACUGCAAUUUGGGUGGGUAUAUUGUAUUUGAUCCAUAGAUUUGUAACACCAUAGGGAUACUUGAAAUACUUGAAUUGGGUAAACUUUAAAAAAGGGAAAUUUUCUUCCUUCCUUCCUUCCCUCCUUCAAUCCAAUAUAGGCAAGAGCUUGGACCUUGUCUUGCUUGCUUUACUCCUCUUUCUUUCUACAUCUGGCAAAAUAAGAGAGUGAGAAUAAGUCACAGAACAAUGACGCUUAAGUGUAGUGGUAUUUGGAAGAUGGAUUGCUCCUUGAACCAAGUAGGUCUCAUCCUAGAAGAUAAACUGUCCUACUAAAAACCAACAGGAUGCCUGAGGCAUACAUCAAACAUAUUAUUUUGGAGUGGACCCAUACCGAAACACAGCAUAGUUAAUAUUCAAAUAUUAUAGUAUUAGUUCAUAUUCAUAGUUCAAUAGUUUCCUUACUGAAAUGGAAGGAGAGUAAAGGGAGUUGAAUGAGACAGGAAUGGGAGACUGUGGACCCUUUGCUGAUGCAGAUGGUUUCCUGAGUAUUGGCUGAGUGAUUGCCGAUCAUUUCUGGAGUGAAUGACCACUAUGCCUUAUUAGAGUCUUGUUCUUGCUAACCUACCUGGGGCAGCUCCAGGGGAUAUAUAAACAACCCCUUUUCCAAAAAAACAAGAUCAACAAGCAAGGAAAAAGGAGUUUGAACAAAGUCAAGAGGAAAGCACAGGGAGAUAUCUGCGUUCUCUUCUUUUCUAUUUCUUUCCAUCAGUACUACCGGUAGGUAAUCAUUUGCUAGAAAGAUAACUUUUGAGAACUUGCAACCAAAACUCAGCUGUACAUCUCCACCCCGAACCACCCCAACGAAGCCGUUGAUGUGAUGACUCGGUGCCUUGAGGCCGUGCGGGUCUGGAUGGGGACGAACAGACUUCGGCUCAACCCAUCCAAGACAGAGUGGCUGUGGAUACCAGCGUCCCGGCACAGUCAGCUAACUCCAUUGCUAACUGUGGGGGGUGAAUUGUUGGCCCCCAGGGAAUCGGUGUGCAAUUUAGGCGUUCUCCUGGAUGCACGGCUGUCUCUGGAAGACCAUUUGACAGCCGUCGCCAGGGGAGCUUUUUAUCAGGUUCACCUGAUUCGCCAAUUGCGCCCUUUCCUGGAUCGGGAUUCGUUAUGCACAGUCACUCAUGCCCUCGUUACUUCCCGUCUGGAUUACUGCAAUGCUCUCUACAUGGGGCUCCCCUUGAAGAGCACCAGGAGGCUCCAACUGGUACAGAAUGCGGCCGCACAGGGGAUUGAGGGAGCUUCUCGUAGCUCCCAUGUAACACCUCUCCUGCGUAGGCUGCACUGGUUACCGGUGGUCUUCCGGGUGCGAUUCAAGGUCCUAGUUAUCACCUUUUAAGCGCUCCAUGGCAUGGGACCGGGAUAUCUAUGGGACCACCUGCUGCCGUCAGUUACCUCCCAUCGACCAGUGCGCUCUCAUAGGGAGGGCCUCCUUAGGGUGCCGUUGGCCAACCAAUGUCAGCUGGCAGCCCCCAGAGGAAGAGCGUUCUCUGUGGGAGCUCCGGCCCUAUGGAAUGAUCUACCUGUGGGACUUCGUCUUCUCCCUGAUCUUCGGACCUUUAAGUGCGAGCUCAAAACCUUUUUCUUUCAUCAAGCGGGGCUGGCCUAAUGACUAAUUUUAAUAUUGAGGGUUUUUAGGGGUUUUUUUAAGGGGCUUUAAUAUAUUUAUUAUUUUUUAUUCUACAAUUUUAACAUGCAGCGUAUUGAAUU
This is a messenger RNA of Ahaetulla prasina, 4599 nucleotides long. It is a transcript of the gene BMAL1, whose product is annotated as basic helix-loop-helix ARNT like 1. The transcript is spliced from 19 exons. Gene Ontology annotation, cellular component: aryl hydrocarbon receptor complex; nucleus; transcription regulator complex. Gene Ontology annotation, molecular function: protein dimerization activity; RNA polymerase II cis-regulatory region sequence-specific DNA binding; DNA-binding transcription factor activity, RNA polymerase II-specific. The record is from RefSeq and is a predicted model, not a curated record. Bases 312 to 2213 code for a protein of 633 amino acids. Gene Ontology annotation, biological process: regulation of transcription by RNA polymerase II; circadian rhythm. Lineage: Eukaryota; Metazoa; Chordata; Lepidosauria; Squamata; Colubridae.